AUGCUAACUCUAUUUAAUUGUACAGGCACAAUACUUCUGGGUGCUGCAUCUACACCAGAAGAUGAUCGACUUAUCUGUCAAGGCAAUAAUUCUCUUUUUGUUCUUGUUGGCAAUUCGGGUAUCAUAUGGCAUCCUCUAAGCAGUCAAUGUGUGCAUGUCAAAGAAAUUGGUACAUAUACAGGCGGUACUGGUCCGUAUGAUCCAAGUAAGAUAUUUUGGCUGCGCUCUUUUUUUUUCUUUGAAAUUUUGUAAAACGAUCUGUGCAUUUAAAUGUAGAGAUGUCUCCGAAUAGAAGUAAAAAUCGGAUAUUAGUACUGAAGUCUUCCUUUGGUGUGACAGUCGACUGCAAGAAAAUCUUUUCUCGCGUAGAAAGUUCAACAGUGAUUAUAGAACUCGACACGAUUAAUGUCGCUUAAUCAAGUAUGAGAAACACAAAUCGAAGUUAAUUGAAUACAGUUUCUCCCUAUAUUAGAAUACAGUUGGACACUCUACGUAUAAAAAAUAUUCGCAGUUCAGUUAUAUUCUCAACAUCAAUAAUUAGUUAAUGUUCAUUUGGUAGAUAUUUCUUGACAAAUCGGAAAUCACUUCUUCGUGAACAGAGUGGUACAAAAAUAUAUACACCUUUAUUAAUCCACAUUGUUUUCUUUGUACACUUCUUUCUUUUAGUUGUUUAUGUGGUUCACAAAACAUUGACAACAAGCUGUGAAUGUGGCACUGAUAAUCCCAAUGUGGCUCGCUUUAAAUACGAUAAGAAUAACCCGCAACGAUUAUCCUUCUUGGCAGAAGACAUCAAGACAGGGAAAAAAGAGGAAUGGUGCAUUCGAAAUUGGAGCGGAAGUUCAAUUCAAGUGGUGCCCAAAUGUGGUUUUGAUCCUCGUUCGAAGUAUCAAGCAUCGAAGGCGAUUUUUCACGAAGUUUUUUGAAAAUCACUGC
Molecule: messenger RNA, 933 nt
Organism: Rotaria sordida
Lineage: Eukaryota; Metazoa; Rotifera; Eurotatoria; Philodinida; Philodinidae
Source: the annotation of a GenBank genome assembly